Messenger RNA from Leptomonas pyrrhocoris, 1641 nucleotides. RefSeq names its product Surface antigen-like protein. Gene Ontology annotation, molecular function: protein binding. The record is from RefSeq and is a predicted model, not a curated record. NCBI's taxonomy places the organism in Eukaryota, Euglenozoa, Kinetoplastea, Trypanosomatida, Trypanosomatidae. The transcript has a single exon. The coding region runs from base 445 to 1641 and encodes 398 amino acids.
AGUUUUUUCUUUAGCACUGAAGUACCACCAUCGCGCUCUUUCUGCCCUUGUCUUGUUAACACGCACGCCAUUUGAGCCCUCCGUCCUAUUUCUCGCCAAGACUCGAUCCGCCCAACCAGCGCUGUUCCACAGCGUAGAGUUCCCCCGAGUUCUACCGUGUCCGGGAGUUAAAGGCCGUCGAAAGACGUUUCUUCAAUUCCCUGUGCACCGCGCUUCGCUAUUAUUUCUGUUCUCCACACCGCCUCAUCUAUUGAUCUCCUGUCGCCCGUCUCUGCUCGCCGAGCAGGCCGACCGGACAGCAGCAUGAGCCGUUUUUGCUUUACUCCGCAGCCGUGGAAGGCACUCGCCAUCGGCGCUCUUCUCCUGUGCUGUGCUCUCGGCCCUCACCUGGCGACCGCCGCGGACGGCAGUACGGCGCCUGCACCCACGCCCGAGUCGGAAACGAUGAAGUUCCUGCAGGCUCUCGUGAAGACGGUGCCAGAUCUGGAGAACUAUAAACAAGGGGACGACUAUUGCGACGGUUGGGGUUUCGUGCAAUGCAACGCCGACAACACGGUGGCGGUGGCGCUGACGGGAUUGGCGCUGACGAAGCCGUCGAGCCUGCCGGAUCUCCCCGACGAUGUCGACGGCGCGAAGGUGGCGAUGACGUCGUUCGCGGCGAAGGCCAUGGGCGAACUCUUUCUCGGGACGCUGCCACCGAGCUGGGGACGGCUGACGCAGCUGCAGACCCUCUCGGUGGCGGGCAACAACAUUGGGGGCACCCUGCCCGCGGAGUGGAAAGCACUGACUAACCUGACGAAGCUGGUGCUAUGCAUCAAUCAGCUGUCGGGCACCCUGCCGACAGAUUGGAAGGAUCUGACGGCGCUGACAGAGCUGUGGCUGGAGGACAACCAGCUGUCGGGCACUCUCCCGACAGAUUGGAAGGCUCUGACGGCGCUGACAGAGCUGUGGCUGGGCAGCAACCAACUGUCGGGCACUCUCCCGACGGAUUGGAAGGAUCUGACGGCGCUGAAGCUGCUGUGGCUGGGCGGCAACCAACUGUCGGGCACUCUCCCGACGGAUUGGAAGGAUCUGACGGCGCUGAAGCUGCUGUGGCUGGACGACAACCAACUGUCGGGCACUCUCCCGACGGAUUGGAAGGCUCUGACGGCGCUGAAGCGGCUGUCGCUGGAGGUCAACCAACUGUCGGGCACUCUCCCGACAGAUUGGAAGGAUCUGACGGCGCUGGCAGGGCUGUGGCUGGACCACAACCAACUGUCGGGCACUCUCCCGACGGAUUGGAAGGCUCUGACGGCGCUGACAGUGCUGUGGCUGGACGACAACCAACUGUCGGGCUCUCUACCCGCGGCGUGGAGCACGAUGACGCAGAUGAGGCGGAUGCAACUUCAGAAAAACAAUUUCUGCGGCUGCGUGCCAACGGCGUGGAAGGAGAUGACAGAGGUGAGGCUGACCGUGGACGACAGCGUGAGCGGGGAUACCUGUGCAACGACGAAUGCCUGUCACAUGACGUCCAGCAGCAGUUCCAACGAGUCCACGUGCGCUGUGGUAAAUUGCGUGCUGUGUGCACCCGGCAGCAUCACGGAAUGCAGCUUGUGCGCCAGCGGCUACACCCUGACGGAUGACUCUCAAUGCGCCUCUUAG